Messenger RNA from Cyclocybe aegerita, 1842 nucleotides. Lineage: Eukaryota; Fungi; Basidiomycota; Agaricomycetes; Agaricales; Hemipholiotaceae. The record is from the annotation of a GenBank genome assembly.
AUGCCGAAAAAGACGAAAAAGCAAGAAAAAUCAAGUGUGCCUACAACCGCCAAAAAAGUCUUCUCUUCCAGCAAGCAAGUCAUUGAAGUGUUGAAAUCUGUGGCUGGCCUCGCACCACUCCCAUACCUGAAGGAUGCUCUCGAGGUCGUUCAACGCGUACUUCAGGCGUGCGAGGAUGUCACAACUAUCGAGCAGCGAGUGAAAGAACUCCAGGAUCGUAUAUGCGAUCUUCUGUUUGUUAUUCUCGAUUCUUCAACAGUUCACAAAGAUAGCAAAGAUGGAGUGCGCGAGGCUGCUGGAAAUAUGAAGGAGGAUAUUGAGCGUCUCAAAAGUAAUUUGGAGCAGAUUGCUCAAAACCUCAAGGAGAUCAAAGUCCAGAAGCGUUGGCAGCUGUUCGUUUUCAAGGACGCAAAUCAGUCAAAGCUCGACCAGUGUUUCGCCGACCUCACAGUCGGCUUGGAAAAGUUCAACCUCUCAAGCAACCUCCGCAGUUCUCAGACUCUUCAAGAAAUACAAGCCCGAUUGGACAAGAUGCAGGGUGUUGCGGAAGACAUCCGCGAAGGGGUUGAAGAGCUAAAAAUAGUCGUGGCUCGUCUUGGACAAUUAAAAGUCCAGCAGGCAGAAAAUGCCUUCAAGCGGCGGCCUAUACCGUUGAAGCCUCGGAUUUUCUACGGACGCGACGAUAUGGUCGAGGAAAUUAUUGGAUGGCUUCUGGUCGAGAAUACCAACAAUGCGCCAUAUGUUUGCAUCUUGGGACCUGGCGGGAUGGGAAAGACCUCACUAGCCCUUGCCGUGGCUAAUUCUCCCCUCAUCGAUGCCAAGUUUCACCAGACACGCCGUUUGUGGGUUCCCUGCGUCGAAGCCACGUCAUCGAACGCCUUCCUCCAGCUUCUUUAUGUGAACUUACGAACUACGAGAGAUACGAAGGACGCCCUUGCCGAUAUCCUCUUCGACCUCAGUUCCAGCGACGAACCUCGACUCAUCCUGCUCGACAACUUUGAAACGCCCUGGAACCUCGCAGACGGCUCGCAGACGGAAAUUAAUGAAAUCCUCUGCCGUUUAGCCAACCUCUGCCAUGUCGCACUCAUUGUGACGAUGCGCGGGACGAAUCCCCCCUCAGAAGACAUUGAGUGGAGGAUGGCAUACGUUCCACCCACCGAUCUCAAGGCCUCGCGCCUCAUAUGGUCCACAAUCAAUUCUAACUCCAAGGACAAUCCUCAAGAUGUCGACCGGCUCAUCGAGUCUCUGGGCCAGAUGCCUUUUGCAGUGACUUUGAUGGCCUCACUCGGGAAGGAAUCGAGGUUGCCUGCCUCUCAGCUGUUGACCGAGUGGGCUCGGGCAGAGGAACGGGAGAAGGCAUUCAAGAUCCUCGACCAAGUUGAUGACCCUUUGACUUCAAUUCGAAUCGUUCAAGGGCUCGCAGAAACCCACAUGCUUUUGGACCACGACAUUCUGGCAAUGCAGUACGCAAACCAAGCCUUGUCGAUCAGGCAACAGCACUUUGGUCGCACCCCUUCAAUGGCUAGCACCUUUGAGAUUAUGGGCCAGAUCUACAUUCGACGAGGGGAAUUUGAGGACGCACGCGGGGCCUAUGAGACCGUGCUUGACCUAUGGAGCGGUCUGGAUAUAGGCGACCCACAGCUGGAUGGGAGGAUUAACUACUGCAAGAACAUUCUGCAAUUGCUUGCAGAGAAAGAAGCAAAUCCAGACAAAACCAUUGGUUUCCCGCGGCUGUCACGUUGGGCAUACGCACCAGAUGGGCUGAGCAUUUUACUAUUUCCCCGAUCCGAUGAAGAAAAAAUAGAUCUAGAGGCAUAUACAUACCGUCGCACAGGAAGCUGA